AUGGGAUGUACGAGCUCAAAGCACCGUAACCGAUGCCACCACUGCCGGCAAGGAUACUGUCCGGUGGAAAUGCGUCAAAGCCAAUCAGUUCACCACCCAUCUCAACACUCCGGCGACAGUUGCCACAUGGUUGCUCUCAGCUCCUCCAGCCUCGGCUCUCUCAAGCUCUGCGACUCGUCCUCUGACUUCAGCGGGAGCCUUGUCCCCAUCAAGGAAUCAGGAGAGCAACGACGAGCCUCAGUAAAUGGGUUUGUCCAUAGAGAGAGGCAAGAGAAGGAGAAGUUGAAUAUGGUGAUGCAGGCUAAGCUUAUGGAAGCUAAAGUAUGGUCAAGUAUGAUGAACGAGAAGAUCCCCAAGAUUGUUCCCAAGACUCCCAUCUUGACGCCUCCGGGAGAGCCGGAGACGAUCAACACAUGGGAGAUGAUGGAUGGGCUUGAAGAUUCUUUGAGCCCUAAUCACGUUAGGAGCUUCUCCUUUGAUGUGGCUUGUGAACGUCCCAAGUUGAAUGGUGAUGUAAAGCCUUUGUGGCUUCAGUUAGAGGAAGAAGGGCUUGAGGACUUUGAAGAUUUUGAUCCUGAGAUCAUUUCUUCAUUCAGGAGGUCUCUCCAAGAACUUCCUUCUGAACAUCCUUUUCACUUUCCGAUUCAUGAUUUGAAACUGAGGCCACAGUUUAAGUUCUCUGAUGAAGAAGAAGAAGAGGAAGCUUUGUGUGAGCCUACUGGUAAAGACAAGGUGAUACUCUACUUCACAAGCCUUAGAGGUAUAAGGAAGACAUAUGAAGAUAGCUGUGAGGUCAGAAGUAUACUAAAAAGUGUUGGAGUUAGAGUGGAUGAGCGAGAUGUAUCGAUGCAUUCGGGUUUUAAAGAGGAGCUUAAGGAGCUGCUAGGAGGUAAAUUCAAAAGUGGUGUUGGGAUCACCUUACCUAGAGUUUUCUUGGGGAAGAAGUUACUCGGAGGAGCAGAUGAGAUUCGGAAGUUGAAUGAAGAAGGGAAGCUUGAGAAGCUUCUACAAGGCUGCGAGAGGGUGGAAGAAAACAAAAACUGUGAUGGGCAAGAAUGUGAAGGUUGUGGAGAUGUAAGGUUUGUGCCUUGUGAGACAUGUUCAGGGAGCUGCAAAGUGUACUAUGACCAUGAAGAUGAUGAUGAUGAUGAUGAUGAAAGUGUAAAGGAAGAAAGAGAGAAUGGGUUUCAAAAAUGUCUUGAUUGUAAUGAGAAUGGACUCAUUAGAUGUCCUAUUUGUUGUGAUUAGCUUUUAGAACAUACACCACACAGAGAAACAUUAUUCUUGCUUUUGUUUGUUUUACUACAUUGAGUUUUUGAGUGCUGGAGUGUUUUUUUGCCUCUACAGAUUUUGUUGUGUACAUAGAGAUGUUUUGAUUUUGAAGAAGGUUAUAUUUCAAGUGUAAAAGUUGAAAUUAGGAUGUGG
Eruca vesicaria subsp. sativa (arugula) is the source of this 1425-nucleotide messenger RNA. Lineage: Eukaryota; Viridiplantae; Streptophyta; Magnoliopsida; Brassicales; Brassicaceae. The record is from the annotation of a GenBank genome assembly.